This is a messenger RNA of Populus euphratica (Euphrates poplar), 664 nucleotides long. Its product is annotated as protein GAST1-like. NCBI's taxonomy places the organism in Eukaryota, Viridiplantae, Streptophyta, Magnoliopsida, Malpighiales, Salicaceae. Bases 175 to 516 code for a protein of 113 amino acids. The record is from RefSeq and is a predicted model, not a curated record. The transcript is spliced from 4 exons.
CCACACAAAAAAAUCCUGAACGAGCUUAUAUAUCCACUGAGCAAUAAAUUCAGCCAGCCGACAGGCCCAACAGGCAAUUGCCUAUAAAUGGCUUUCCAGCAUAGCUCGACACCAGCACUCUUCCAUCCCAUCCCAACUCACUUGUUGUACUGUUAAUUUCUCUUCACCAAGAAAAUGGGCAAAUCAAGCAUUGCCAUUUUGUUAUGCUCUCUGCUGGUGCUUUUUCUGCUAGGACAAAACCAGGCUCUUAAAACACCAAUCUCAGCUUCACAGCCACAACGACAGGGCAACCAUGCAAUGUAUGGGGCCACUCAAGGCAGUCUUCGUCCUCAGGAAUGUGCACCAAGGUGCACCACCAGGUGCUCAGCCACAGCAUACAAGAAGCCAUGCUUGUUCUUCUGCCAAAAGUGCUGUGCAAAGUGCUUGUGUGUGCCUCCCGGCACGUAUGGGAACAAACAGUCUUGCCCUUGCUACAACAACUGGAAGACCAAGAGAGGAGGGCCCAAAUGCCCUUGAAAAUUCAUGUUUCUACUGGACCGUCCCCUUCCAGCAGCUGCUUAGUUUAUUAGUAAUCGCUAUAUAUGUAACCAGUCAGCAAGUCAUUUCCCUUUUUACCAUAUACCCUAUUAACAUGCACCUCUUAUUAUAUGUCAUCGUUAUAUUU